UUUUAUGAGAAUAGUCUUAAGAAGAAGAAUUAAUUCUGUUUAUUUCUGUUUUCUGUAAAGAUUUUCGACCUACUGCCUUUGUUUACUAAAUCGAGUCGAGUUGAAAUACCAUGACGUACUGAUAUUUUAAAAAAUGUUUUUGUUUUGGAAUCGACAAACGGAUUCUGCUCGGGAAGCAGCUUUACGCAUUAGGGAACGUUUGGAUCAAAGGUUUAUAGAAAAACUAGACAGCCUUCACAAUGGGGCGUGGAACACUGGCAUGGUGUCUCGAGAAGAUUUGCAAGAGGCCUAUCGAAAAUCUCGAGAGAUUGAACAGAACCAUAGGGUUAAUAUGUGGUACACCUUUGGCAUAAUGGCAUUUGUAAUGCUUUUAACACCAAUUUUCUAUAAUCUAUUAACAUUCCUCAUUGGUGUCAAGUGUUUUUUACCACAAAAUGUUGUCGUGUGGGAAGCCACAAGACCUAUAAGCGAUUGUGGUUUUUGUAGAGGAGUCGAGGGUCCGCUUAUAUUAAAAAAUAUGACUCGAGAAGAAUUUGCUCCAUAUGCCUACUCUUCAUUGCCCAUAGUAAUUAAAAAUGCUGUUAAUCAUUGGCCAGCUACCAAGCUGUUAAACUUGAAGUUACUGAAAGAGAUUUAUGAACGCAAUCCAGGGUCUCUAGAUGAGGAUUGCCAUUUUUUAAAUUUCCAUUCGGAUUUAAAGUCCAUAAGUGAUGUCUUCAAUAUGUCACCAGAGAGAGCCAAUUUAAGUAUUGGAAAUACAUGGUACGUAGGGUGGAGUAAUUGUCAUCCUGGAGUUUUGGAAGAACUUCGAAAACUUUAUGGCCGACCACACUUUUUGCCCGUCGACGCGGAAAUGUCCAAUACCGAUUAUAUAUUUCUGGGAUAUGAGCAAGGAGCAUAUAUGCAUUUGGACUAUAUACAUCGAUUAAUGUGGCAAGCACAAAUUAAAGGAAACAAAAGCUGGAUAUUGGCUCCAACACCGGAAUGUGAUCAUCUUUGUCAAUCAUUUUCAUUUAAUGUUGAACCAGGCGAUGCGGUUUUAGUUGACACUCGCGUCUGGUAUCAUGGCACAUCCAUUCCAAAAGGACAGUUAACUUUAACCAUACAAUCGGAAUAUGGUUAAAAAUAGGAAUGCACAAAUUAUAUUUUAAUUUUUUUAGACUGAUAUACUAAAAGUAACCGCAUCUAUACCUAUUUAAAAAAUGUUUUUUAUUUAUUUUGGAACUAAAGUAACUUUAGUUUCACAUCGCUAUGAGUCUUUGAUUUUCGCCAUCGGGAGUAAGGGUGAA
This is a messenger RNA of Stomoxys calcitrans (stable fly), 1289 nucleotides long. RefSeq lists its product as uncharacterized. The transcript has 4 exons. Lineage: Eukaryota; Metazoa; Arthropoda; Insecta; Diptera; Muscidae. Bases 134 to 1123 code for a protein of 329 amino acids. The record is from RefSeq and is a predicted model, not a curated record.